This is a messenger RNA of Zingiber officinale, 3360 nucleotides long. RefSeq names its product elongator complex protein 2-like. Gene Ontology annotation, cellular component: elongator holoenzyme complex. Gene Ontology annotation, biological process: tRNA wobble uridine modification. Lineage: Eukaryota; Viridiplantae; Streptophyta; Magnoliopsida; Zingiberales; Zingiberaceae. The record is from RefSeq and is a predicted model, not a curated record. Gene Ontology annotation, molecular function: protein binding. The transcript is spliced from 10 exons. The coding region runs from base 502 to 2994 and encodes 830 amino acids.
GGAUGGAGGUUACUUCUCCUCUAAAGAAAAAAGACCGCACUAAGCUUCUCCUCACGCCAUCUCGAGAGGAUCUUCGCCCAAGCCAUCCACGCCGCCACCAAGCCUCCUCUUCUUCCUCUCCAUCGCCGACCACCAAGGCCGGCGGCGCCACCACUUUCCCUUCAUCACCGCCGUCGGCUGACCAUCCUCUCAUCAUCUUCUCAAGCCAUCUCUCACGGACACAUCCCCGACACCAUCAGCCCUCACACCAUCUUCAUUGACGCAAGAUCUGAUCACGCCUUCAUUCAGCCACCACCGGAGCUCCUCUCCUCUUCAGGGUUAGAAGAGGAGAGGCUCCGACCAUUUCUCCAGAUCCAUCCAGCCUUUGUUGAGAUUCCAUCCCUUAUCAACGGGCUUUAAUACCCACGCUUUAGCCCUUAAUCGCCUAGUCAUCAUUCAAUAGUGGUAGUGGCCAAGUAGGGUUUUAAUAAAUUCCCAAACGCGAGGUUGCAUGUGCUCCCCAUGACGCUCUCUGUAGAACCUGCCUUCGUUGGCGCCGGUUGCAACCGCAUCGUGAACAAUGUUUCCUGGGGUCCCUCAGGCUUGGUGGCCUUCGGCGCCCAGAACGCCGUCGCCGUCUUCUGCCCGCAGAGUGCUCAGAUAUUGACUACGCUUCCAAGACACAAGGCUGUUGUUAACUGCACGCUAUGGCUUCCCUCGAACAAAGAUGCCCACAAAGUUCUAAAUGCAGAGGUGCAUUAUUUGCUCUCAGGAAGUUCUGAUGGUCUACUUGUGGUGUGGGAAAUGCACCUCAAAAGAAGAGAGUGGAGAAGUGUAUUACAAGUAUCGGAAAGGCAUAAGAAAGGCAUUACAUGUCUAAGUGGAUUGAUGAUUUCUCCUACUAAGGCUAUGUUUGUUUCUACUUCUUCAGAUGCUCUCAUUUGUACAUGGGAACUGAUUUUUCCAUCCAGUAUGUCAGGGGAUUGCAAAAUUUCCUGUUUGGAGUCUUUCUCUGUGGGUUCAAAGCCUAUGGUUGCACUGUCCUUGGCUGUCUUACCAGGAGACACAGGCAAAGUUAUUUUAGCCAUGGGAGGACUAGACCAAAAGAUUUAUAUUUACCUUGGCCAGUUUACUGGAAAAUUUGUUCGUGUUUGUGAGCUAAAAGCUCAUACAGACUGGAUAAGAAGUUUGGAUUUCUCUUUACCAGUUUGUUUAGAUGGACAAAAAGAAAGUCUUUUUCUUGUAAGUUCAUCUCAGGACAGAAGCAUACGAAUAUGGAAGAUGGUUAUGUGUAGUUCUUUAGCUAAUCCUCAAAUGCCACUGAGGAAAGAAAGAAUUGGCUUGGCAUCAUACAUCGAAGGCCCUUUAUUUAUGGCCGAUUCUAAUUCCUACCAGGUUUCCCUGGAGUCUUUGCUUGUUGGGCAUGAAGAUUGGGUAUAUUCUGUCGAGUGGCAACCUCCUUUUUUUGAUGGAAGUAAAGCUCAUCAACCUAUGAGUAUUUUGUCUGCAUCUAUGGAUAAGACAAUGAUGAUAUGGAGACCUGAAGAAAGCACCGGUAUCUGGCUAAAUGUGGUCUCUGUUGGUGAGUUAAGUCAUUCAGCCUUGGGCUUCUACGGUGGCCACUGGGCAUCAGAUGGUGAGUCAAUUCUUGCUCAUGGUUAUGGUGGAUCAUUUCAUUUAUGGAGGAACACUGGCGUGGAUUAUGAAAAUUGGAAACCACAGAAUGUUCCCUCUGGUCAUUUUGCUUCUGUAUCUGACAUUGCAUGGUCCAAGAAUGGUGAAUAUAUACUUUCUGUAAGCCAUGACCAAACAACUCGUGUGUUUGCUCCCUGGCAUAGUGAAGCAUCUCUUGAGGAGAGGAUUAGUUGGCAUGAGAUUGCACGGCCUCAAGUUCAUGGUCAUGAUAUUAAUUGUGUGGCCAUUAUACAAGGGAGUGGGAAUCAUCGGUUUGUCAGUGGUGCUGAUGAAAAAGUUGCUAGAGUUUUUGAGUCUCCUUUGUCCUUUUUGAAAACACUUAAUCAUGCAAUACAAAAAUCCUGCUGCUUUGAAGACAUUUGUGAAGUACAGGUAUUGGGGGCUAACAUGUCUGCUCUUGGAUUAUCGCAGAAACCUAUUUAUGCACAUGCUACUGGUGAAGUUCCAAGCAGGCUUCAGAAUGAUGUUGCAGAUUCUCUAGAAACAAUUCCUGAUGCUGUGCCUGCUGUUUUGACUGUGCCUCCAGUUGAGGAGCAACUUGCAUAUCAUACACUGUGGCCUGAAUCUCACAAGCUUUAUGGUCAUGGAAAUGAAUUGUUUGCCAUCUGUUGUGAUCACAAAGGAAUGCUAGUUGCUUCAUCAUGCAAGGCUCAAUCAGUAGCUGUGGCAGAAAUAUGGCUAUGGAAGGUUGGAUCCUGGAAGGCUGUUGGUCGCUUGCAAUCUCACAAUUUGACAGUUACACAGAUGGAAUUCUCCCAUGAUGACUCUUUCCUUUUAUCUGUUUCAAGGGAUCGCCAUUUUUCUAUCUUCUCAAUUGAUAAUUCUGGUGAAACAAGCUAUCGGCUAGUUGCAAAGCACGAAGCACACAAGCGAAUUAUUUGGGCCUGUUCAUGGAAUCCAUUUGGAAACCAAUUCGCAACAGGGUCAAGGGAUAAGACUGUCAAGGUUUGGGCCAUUGAGGGUGGCUCGUCUGUCAAGCAACUCUGCAUCUUGCCCCAGUUCCAUGAUAGUGUUACAGCUUUAGCUUGGCUGGGCAUUGAUCGAUCCAGGAAUGCUGGAACUCUCGCUGUUGGCAUGGACAAUGGUCUCCUAGAACUCUGGAGUGUCUCUGGUGGACAAAUUACUGUCGGAGACUCAGAAUCACCCCCAUUUGGUGCUGUUCUUGCAAUACGGCUUAGCCCAUUCUUGUGCCAUGUCUCCACAGUUCUCCGUUUAGCCUGGAGGGAACCAGAAUCACAUGGUGGCGACCCAAGCUUGAUGGAGCUUGCAUCUUGUGGAGCUGAUCAAACUGUUAGGGUAUUCAAGGUGUUUGAUCAUUGAAGAUUGUUUGUCAGGCGGAACUCAUCCAAAAAAGUUGAAAGGUAUCAAACAGCAAUCAAAAUUUGCAGGAUGAGACAAGUUUUUGCAAUGCUGGUGCCAUGAACAAUCUAAUUCCAGCUUUAAAUAUCUGCUAUGAAUCAAUCAACAACCAAGGAGAAAAAGAGCUGCAACAUCUCAAUUUUGCUCUUGUUGUAUCUUGUAAAACUAGACAGUUGGUUGUGUUUUUUUUUUUUUAAUUAAAAAAAUUAAAAUCAAGGCUUACUACUUUUUCUUCCCUCAUGAAUCCUUUAUUUAGAUGUCCCAGGGAGGUUUUCUCCCUGCACUUGAAUGCUCUCAAUGAUUUCUUUGCCGUGUUAAUAUUGGUAA